Messenger RNA from Amoebophrya sp. A120, 5495 nucleotides. The record is from the annotation of a GenBank genome assembly. Lineage: Eukaryota; Dinophyceae; Syndiniales; Amoebophryaceae.
AAAAAACAGUCAUUGCUUUUUCGAAUAAGUCGCUGGACUUCAACGUCAGCCUUAUUGUAAAAUCGCAACCUCUCAUCUCAUUCACUCCAUCAAGCUUUAUUGUAGAAUCACAACCUCUCAUCUCAUUGGUUACACUUGUAUACGAUACAAUUUGUAUGAUUCCAGAUUGUCAUCCUCAUCAUAUCCAUACCUCAUAAGUAUAUCCACAUCCGGUUGUAUUGUGAUAGACAAUCACGAUCAAAAUUUUCAUUGUAUGAUUUGCCAGAAACUAUUAAACACGAAAUAAAGUAGAGAUAGAAACAACAAAGAAACAGGUUCGUCGCCCAGUGCUCAGGAGCUGCACCAGAACAAAAUGCUGAGUAAACGUUUCCCUGAUGGCGCAGCAGGAGCCAGCUCCUCGUCCAAAAAUAAGAAACAGCGCUCCGCCGCCGGCUACGUUGUUGCCUCGGUCGCCGCGGGAGCUACCGUUGCUGCUGCCCUCUUGUCCACCUCGCCCGGUAUCUUUGGUAUCGGCGCUGAGGCCGUUUCGGUCGUAGAAACUCCUGUUACAGAUAACUACGGCGAUCAUGACUGGGAAGUGGUUCGCGACCCCGGCUGGGAAAUGGUUCCCGAUCCCUACCGCAUGCCGGGUAACUUGCCGUACCUGGGCAAGCACGUGGUAGUGGUUAGUCCGGACAUGGAGGGUCUCCAAGCGGAAUUGGACAACAUUUUUAGCGAGAAUACCCCGCGUUUGCAGUGGCCGCAGGACGCGCAGUGGAAGUCCUGGAACUUUCCCGUGCAGAAUGACCCGCAAUACCACAGUGGGAUUCCGGGUCUCUUGCUGGAUGCCGGGUACCAGGUGGAGGGCGCUACCGAUCCGGCGGAGUGCGAGCCGGGAGCACGAUGGAAUCCGCCGCUGGCCUGCAGUAAGAUUUACAACAACCCAAACCAUCCAGGACAGCACCGGGGUCGGCACUUUGACCGCAGCGAACAGAGUCGCGUGCAAGUGUUCUUUCUCCCGGGCGAAUACAAAGACAUCACCAUUCGGCCGGGCUAUUACCACGCCUAUUCCGGUUUGGGCGAGGACAUUGCCGAUCCGAACCAGCGGGCCAGCAUCGCAAAGGUGCUCAUCACCAAUGGGAGCGAGCCGAACUACGGUGAGGGUGGCUUGAAUAAUUUUUGGCGAUCCGUGGAGAACUUCCACGUGACAGGAGACGUGACAGCGGCCGUGUCGCAGGCCGCGCCGUUGCGCCGUCUGUUGGUGGAUGGGAGCCUGAAGCUGGCUGCCAUGCUGAAACCCGAUGGGCGUGACGACCCUGACACGCCCACGAUGGGGCGGACCUCGGGCGGGCACAUGCAGGACGUGACCGUCAAGAACACCAUUCUUCUCGGGUCGCAGCAGCAAUUUUGCCUCGUCGACACGAAAGCCGAACAGUACACAGACGGUGCGUGGAGCUUUGUAGGCGUGAACGCCCAGGGGGAUAUCUCGAAGGUAUCGCAAAACGCGGCCAAGACGGUGAUUUCGCAAGACCAGAAGCCGGUCACCGCCUCCAAGCCUUUCCUGAUUGUGCGAAAGAAACCGGACGGCAGUGGUGACUUCGAGUACUGGCUCAAAGUUCCCGGAUUCACAAACCACCAGCGUCUUUUGUCCAACUCGGCGAAGAACGACGAUGCUUCCGUGCAGGAUGAGGUCUUCGGCCCGAUAACCGCGGCCCAAAACUCGCUCGUCUACAUUGCCUUCCCGAACGCGCCCGGCGCCUCGUACGACGAGCGGAAGAAGAGCACGGAUAAAAUCCGCAGCGCGCUGCAAAAGGGGCAGCACGUGCUGCUGACGCCGGGUAUCUACUCGCUGACAGACGCGUUGGAGUUCAAGAAGGACAUGGACGGCCAGGUCUUGCUCGGUCUUGGUUUUGUGACCCUCGAGGUGGAGCGCGAGACCGAAUCCGCCCCCGUGUUCCCGGCAAUCCGGGUACCCGGUUCGGCCACGCGCCCGAACAUUGCGGCCAUCACGCUGCAGCCGGGAAAGAACUCAGUUUUGAAGGACGCGGCUGGGAAGCCAAGCGUGUUGCUGCAUUUGGAACGAGUGGAGCGCAGCUACAAAGCCACGGACUAUGCCAUUCUGUCCGACGUUUUCACGCGCGUGGGAGGAGACAACAGUGUGAAGACAGACGGAAAUAACCGGGAGGUGGACACGAUGGUGCAAGUGGACCGGGACCAGGUGGUGAUGAUGGACUUGUGGCUCUGGCGCGCCGACCACGACGUGGACGGCCCGGUGGGCGAGGGCGACACGAAGGCCAACCGCGUGAACACGGCCAUCCGCGUGAACGGACGCAAAGUGGUGGCCUACGGGCUCGCGGCCGAGCACGUGAUGCAGAACCACGUGGAGUGGAACGGAGACGACGGCUUUGUGGCCUUCUACCAGUCCGAGCUGCCCUACGACUUCACGAAGGAUUGGGGCUUCUCGCCCAACCAAUACGACACGUCCCCCUCGGAAGACGGCUGGAGCUUGGUGCAAGCCAAGGCGCAGUACUACGGCUACAAGGUGACGGGCGAAAACCACCAGGCGCACGGCGUUGGCGUCUACAUGUAUCCGCGCGACAACGUGGUCACCGUCGCGGCAGGGUUUUCGGUGCCCGACUCGGCGACCAUCGAGAACGCGUUCACCGUAUUUUUAAACGGAAAGCUGGGCAGCAAAAUCUUGAACGUGAUCGAGAACAGCAAGAACUUGUGCCCUGGCAGCGACACGCCAGUUUCCGAUCCUAAGGCCGGAGCCCCGCGCUUCUGCCGAAAGCCGAAAAACGGCGAUCCGCAGCUACCGAACAAGCAAAGCCGGAAAAUCCCGAAAAAAUCUUCGAAGACGGUUAAAAAUACUUCGACAUCCAAGAAAUGGCAGCAGGCCGAGAACUGUCCCGGCAGCGAUCUUGAAGAGUUUAAGAAAUGCUGGUACCCGUGGACUAAGGAAUUUGGAGGCGACCCUACCGCUGGAACGGUGGACUACCCCGCCGGUUCCAGCCAGUACUAUUUCGACCAGUUGGUGACCAAAGAUGAGGGGGGCGCGGACGGGAAACCGCGGAUCAGCAUUGAUUUCCAUAAGGGGGCCAUCGACAACUCGAAAGCCACAUUCUGGGACCAGCGCCCUGCCAUCCGUAUGCACACGAAAAAGGCUUUCGGAGCGGGCUCCCUGUUUCUGGUUGACGUCGAGCAAAUUCCGGUUUUGGACGGUGCCUGGCCCGGCAUCUGGACUGCGCAUGCCGGGGGGGCGCCGGGCAUCUCGGGGUGGCCGGCCUCGGGCGAAUUCGAUAUGGUCGAACACGUCAAUGGCACCGGCAUGAAGGGCAUGCGAACCACCCUGCACACUCAAGCGGACGACCCGCAGCACACGUGUAUCAUGAAGAAAGAAGACAUGGGACCGAUGCAGGACGAAUUGGAUCUGCUUCAGAGCGGGAACCGCGUGGCAUCGAACAACUGCCAAGGGAGCGAUGGCUGCGGGGUGGACGCCGGGAGGGCCGGGAUCCCAAACGGCGUGUCGCUGAACAAGCAAAGAGGCGGCAUUCAGUUGAUGGCGCUGGAAGAAGAUCGAGCCGCCUUCUUCUGGAUUCCGCGCACGGACGCGGACCAAAUCACGCCUGCCCAGAAAGACGACGGCGCCUUUUGGGAAACAAAACUGAACUUGGAGUACCAAAAGAGUGACGACCCGAAUGUGGUGAAUGCCUACGCCAUCUUCUCUCUCGCGGACACGAAUUGUAGCGCGCGGCAGCUAUUCAAGUCGCAGACGCUGAUCCUCAAUACAACCUUUUGCGGAGUUUGGGCCGGAAAAGUGCUGUACCCUUCACAAACAGUUUGGGAAUCUUGGGAAUGGUGCAACAAGCUGGUUAGGGACGCUCAAUACGGGUUGCCGGAGCAAGUCGAUCCGAACACAGGAAAGCCUGUCUGGAAUGAUCCGAAGACGGGAAAGCCAAUCGCUGGCUUGGCCACCAAUUUCCUGUUUAACGACAUCAAGAUUUUUUCCAAGGACGGCCGGAGCACAAACUGGAAGGAGAACAUCCCCUUCAACAUGGUCAAAAAAGCGCGGAACCUCUUGCGGCGGGCCAAUAAGAACGUGGCGAGGGCUUCGGCAAAAGUCAAGAAAGCCAAAAGGUCGGCGCGGCGCUCGAACACGAAGGCUCGUCAGUUGAAAGUUCAGAAAGCCAAAGGGUCGCUGCGGCGCUCGAAGGCUCGUCGGUUACAAACUAAGAAAGCCAUUGAAACAACAAGGUCGCAGCUGCGCCAGGCCCAGCGCAGUCUCGAAGCUUUGCAGCUCAACCCCUAAGACGGCUUUGCUGUAUCUCUUCGAUUUCGUCCUUCGUUGAACCAUGGAGUAGAAGAAUUCCAGAUAUUUUUCUAUGAACUUUUACUUUAACCGAUCGCGUUUUUCGAGAUUUCUACACAGACGGACGAGAAACAUCUAGUAAGAACCUUGUUUGAUGGCAUUUGAUGCUGUAAAAUAUCACAGAGCUCUUGAAAUCAUUGUGGAUUUUCAUUCGUAAGAGAACUGGUCCUCUUCCAAUACUAAUUACGAUUGAGUACGCAUGAUUCUCGAGCGCAAUGUGAACGGAAUUCGAGGUGACAUGGCCACGGUCCAUAUUUACACGAUUAGAACGAACCAAGCCAGCGGGGACCGAAGAAGUGGUCAUGACUCCUUGGUGCUUUGUAAAGAGGCUACUUACUUAUGACGAGGCAACUCCUCUCCUCAAGUAGUUUCGAUGUUAGCGGUGUAAGCACAACUAGGAGUACAAAUACAAUGACAAAGGUAGCGUUUUGAUUUGAACGAAGAAUGCUAAGCAUACAUGAACACUCAACGCCGUUGAAUGUUCAAACCUCGUACACCGUUACGGUGUACGAGGUUCUAUCUGACAGGGACGUGGUCAAUCUAUUUUUAUCAUGGGGGAAGAUGCCAUCUUAGAUGGGGGGCGGAGGUGCACGAAAAGCCUAAACCCGUCCUUGCAGAAGUGUUAUUUUCGUGGGCAACUACUCACAUUCGUGUACAAUUUAUUCCAGAAUUAUAAUCACCAACGAACGAAGAAACUCUUUGCAACCAAGACGCCUGUCUCCAUCGCUGGGAUGAACACAAAAAGCAAGAGCUCUCUAGCAAACAUCUGCGAACCAUUUAUUUGAUUUACCGAUUGGCUUUUACUUCUUCUUUCAGUUCUUUAUCUUUAUCUUUCUGAAAAUUCUACUACCGAGUCGACGGCGCCGGGUGCCAUCAUCUCGUUCGGAGUAUAUUUUCAUUUGCAGCAGGACUAGGUAGAAGUAACGGAAAGAAGAGUUUUCAGCUGGUUUUUAUUUGCUUCUUAUGGAAGAUGAAGUCGCGGAUCACAAGUCGAUCUACACCAUGCUAAAUGCAGGAAGACGGUACUGUAGUUGGACUCUGAGUGCUACUUUAUGGAAAGGCAAAGAUUUCAUGCAAAAAAUGAAAACAGCGUCAGCCAUUGCAGUGACUGCACCUGGAUUAUCCUCUGCACUGCAGCUGCUGCCAG